AUGAGCGGAAGUAGUGAGACAGUGGAACUACUCCUAGAAAAGGGCGCUGAUGUAUCUACACAAGAUAAAGAUGGUGAUACUCCUCUUCACCUGGCAGUGAAGAGUGGAAAUAGCGAGACAGCGGAACUACUCCUAAAAAAGGGGGCUGAUGUAUCAAAACAAAACAAUGACGGGGUCACUUCACUACUCCUGGCAAAUAAUAAGAUACUGCAACUGCUCCUUCGUUAUGUUGAGAGUGGAAGUAGUGAGACAAGGGAACUACUCCAAGACAAGCGCACUGUUGUAUCAGCUCAAAAUAUGGAUGGUAAUACUUCUCUACACCUGGCAGCAAAGAGAGGAAGUAGUGAGAUCGUGAAACUACUCCUAGAAAAGGGGGCUGAUGUAUCUCCUCAAGAUAUAGAUGGUGAUACUCCUCUACACCUGGCAGUAGAGAGUGGAAGUAGUGAGACAGUGAAACUACUCCUAGACAAGGGGGCUGAUGUAUCUGCACAAAGUUACUAUGGUAAUACUCCUCUACACCUGGCAGCAAUGAGUGGAAGUAGUGAGACGGUGAAAAUACUCCUAGACAAGGGGGCUGAUGUAUCUAUAAAAGAUGAAGAUCGUAAUACUCCUCUACACCUGGCAGCAAAGAGUGGAAGUAGUGAGACAGUGAAACUACUCCUAGAAAAGGUGGCUGAUGUAUCUCCUCAAGAUAUAGAUGGUGCUACUCCUCUACACCUGGCAGUAGAGAGUGGAAGUAGUGAGACAGUGGAACUACUCCUAGACAAGGGGGCUGAUGUAUCUGCAAAAAGUUACUAUGGUAAUACUCCUCUACACCUGGCAGCAUGGAGUGGAAGUAGUGAGACAGUGAAAAUACUCCUAGACAAGGGGGCUGAUGUAUCUCCUCAAGAUAAAGAUGGUGAUACUCCUCUACACCUGGCAGCAAAGAGAAGAAGAAGUGAGAUCGUGAAACUUCUCCAAGAAAAGGGGGCUGAUGUAUCUGCUCAAGAUAUAUAG
Molecule: messenger RNA, 996 nt
Organism: Haliotis rufescens (red abalone)
Lineage: Eukaryota; Metazoa; Mollusca; Gastropoda; Lepetellida; Haliotidae
Product: serine/threonine-protein phosphatase 6 regulatory ankyrin repeat subunit C-like
Exons: 1
Coding region: 1-996 (331 amino acids)
Molecular function (GO): protein binding
Source: RefSeq, a predicted model, not a curated record